This is a messenger RNA of Melampsora larici-populina 98AG31, 1623 nucleotides long. RefSeq lists its product as uncharacterized. Lineage: Eukaryota; Fungi; Basidiomycota; Pucciniomycetes; Pucciniales; Melampsoraceae. The record is from RefSeq and is a predicted model, not a curated record. The coding region runs from base 1 to 1623 and encodes 540 amino acids. The transcript is spliced from 5 exons.
AUGUCUGGCUUUCGUGACGCAAACUUACUUAUAAUCUCCCUCUCAACUCAUUCCCAUUCAAUUCAAGCUGGUCUUGGUCUCUCUCCCGAAGCUAUCUUACCACCUACUCACUCUUCUACCACGGAGAUCUAUCUUCCUGAAUCUCUACAACCAUCUGAUCCAACUCGAAGAUGGUCUGACUAUAGUCUCGAACCCAAACCUGGAUACGUCGCUCGAUCCUUAUUCACUGAUAGUGGUGACGGCACUGGUCAAUCGGUGGUGGAUUGGAAAGCACUUGAUGCAUUCUUUCGACACCUGCUCUUCACGACACUCAAACUCUCAAAUCCACCACUUGCUCAACAUAUCCUUCUAUCCAUUCCACCCUCCAUCUCCAAUGUCACCCGUGAUAAGCUCACUCAACUCUUCUUUGAGAAUCUUCAAGCUCCAGCUCUUUUUCUGGUAGACUCGGGCUUGCUUCAUAUACUCGCAUCCAAUCAUUCAUCCGGAAUAUCCGUCGACCUUGGGACACAUUCGACAUUGCUUUCCUUUAUUCACGAUUCUGUUCUCCUACGUCACUGUUCUCUCUCCUUUCCGCUGGGCGAGGUAGAUUGCGAUAAUUACCUGAUCGCACUUCUCCUGACUCAUGACACAACUCUACCCGAUCGUCUCUGCCCCAGCGCCGAAAACCAGUCUCCCAAAGCGCUUUAUCAAGCCCUUCGCAGCCUUGUGACCAGUCUGAAGGCUGAUGGUCAUAUCCGCUUUCAACCUGAACUCUCCGAUCUAGCUAGUGCGCUGCCAGAUACCUCAGUAGAAGAGGAUGAAAAUGCGAUCACAGACGUGGCUCAGGCGAUUGUGAGUGGCAAAGUAGACAAGCUUUUAGGGCGACAGACCAGUGUUGGUGGUGCCUCAGCAUCAGGCUCUCUUCACAGCCGACGAGGCACUGCCACAUCAACAAAAAAACUCGAGGCUGAACUCUUGAAAGAGUCAGAUACCAUCAUCGUCUCCGUACCUACCUCGGAUACUGCGAGUAGCCCUACACGUCUUCCGACCGACUUUGGUACCAUCCAAAUUCCCAACGAAUUCACUGCCGCCGAGUUGAGGAUAGGCAAAUUCCGACACAGGCACGCCGAACCACUCUUCUCGCCAUCAGUCCUCAGUCUCAUUCCAUCAACCUUUGCUCAACAUGGACUCGAAGCUUAUGCGAGUCGAUAUACACCUGAAGUGAUUGAAGAUGCUGGUGAUGGCAUCAUCGCAGCUGCUCAGACCGCAUUGCGGAAGAUUGACGGUGGUCAAAACCAACGUCGAGAGGUAUCUGAACACCUUGUUCUCACUGGCCAAGGUGGUAUCACGUGUCGUACUGAAGGCCUGGCGGAGGUUCUAUCUAAGGCAUUAGGAUCAAAACCGGCAAAAGUACCGGAAUAUUUUUCCGAGUUCAAAUCUAGACCCGAGCUCUUGGGGUUCUUAGGAGGCGCAAUUGUGGCCAAGUUAGUCUUCAAUGACGCUAGUGCAUCCAAACUUUGGAUGAGCAAGCCUGAUUAUAGCCGAGAAGGCCCCUAUGUGUCUCGAAAGAUUGGUGAAGCUACUGGACAGCAUGGUCUUCAGUCGACUUAUCCUUCAACUACUGCCGCUGGAGGUCCCAACUGA